This is a messenger RNA of Cryptomeria japonica (Japanese cedar), 3241 nucleotides long. RefSeq lists its product as uncharacterized. The record is from RefSeq and is a predicted model, not a curated record. Gene Ontology annotation, biological process: regulation of DNA-templated transcription. Lineage: Eukaryota; Viridiplantae; Streptophyta; Pinopsida; Cupressales; Cupressaceae. The coding region runs from base 341 to 2998 and encodes 885 amino acids. The transcript is spliced from 6 exons. Gene Ontology annotation, molecular function: DNA binding.
UGGUCUUCGUCAAAUCGUCAUAUCAAACGAAAGUGCAAGGAAAGCUUCAGCCAAUUUUCUCUUAAUGCCAUUCUCUCGUUUACACCAUAGUAGGUAGACAGUAGAGAUGGCGUAAACACUAAGCUAAUUUUAAAUUUCUCAAUGGGGGAUUUCUGGGAAAUCUAAAUAAAUAUAUAAAUGGACAUACCCACAAAUGAAAAGCGUCAUGCCAGUAAUUCAGAUCAGUAUGGAAUGGUAGCACAUAGAGGGGAAGAUUCGGCGCCUUUUCCAUUAUUCUCAAGGUUGAGCUGAGGUCGCCGUCCAAUUUGUUCUUUCGAUUGUGAAGUAGGUAUCUUUGUAAAUGGAUUCACGGGUCUUUAGAUUCAAUCCCAGUGAAGAAGAGCUCGUAUUUGACUAUUUGAAGAGAAAAAAUAGUAGCAUUAAGGGAGAUCUGGAUUGGAUUCCUGAGGCGGAUAUUUUCAAAUGCGAGCCUUGGGACCUGCCAGACAGAUCUUUUCUGCCAAAUUGUAACAACCAGUGGUAUUUUUUUAGUCCUUGCGAUUGGAAGCAUCACAGUGGAUCACAUGCUGAUAGGGCUACUGAAGCUGGGUAUUGGAAAACCACAGGAAGGCACCAGACAGUUCACUCUCGGUCAACUUCAACAGGAGUAAAGAAGACUCUAAGUUUCUAUAAGGGCAGACCUCCACGUGGAGAAAAAACUCAAUGGAUGAUGCAUGAGUACCAUCUGGAUGAAAAGGAAUUCAAGGCAGGAGCUGGUUUGCAGAAUGCUUUUGUAUUAUGCCAUGUUCUCAAAGUCAAAAAGAAUGAACUUCCAGAAAAAAGUGGUGGAUUUCAAAGUGCAGAAAUGGAGACGAGUGAUUCAUCUCUUAAAAAUAGAAAUCCCUCCUGCGAUGAAGACAAGUCUGAAGACAGGUCAAAACAACUAGAAGAGGUUCAAACAUAUUCAAGUUUACCACAUGUGACAGAAGAUACUGCUGAACUUAAUAUGUGUUUAGGACCUGGCAAGGACACAAUUAAUCAACAGGUUGAUUCGAUGCCAAAUGGUUUAGGAUCAAAUUGUGAGUUUGGAUGGCUUCCAUCAAACAACAAUGAUUUUCCUCAAGUUCCAGCUGAUAUAAGCUUUACUAGGCCUGAAGCUACAGAUGGAUAUUUGACUGGUGAAGAAAUGGAUGAGUAUAUUGACGGAGCAGGUCUCAUAGAGCAAAUUCUGAAUACAUGUGAAGCUACAGAUGGAUAUUUUACUGGUGAAGAAAUGGAUGAGUAUAUUGACGGAGCAGGUCUCAUAGAGCAAAUUCUGAAUACAUGUGAAGCUACAGAUGUAUAUUUGACUGGUGAAGAAACGGAUGAGUAUGACGAAGCAGAUCUCUUAGAGGACAUUCUGGAUGCAUGUGAGGAUUCCCAGAAUUCUGAUGUGGAUCAAUCUUCCCCUCAGGAUAGCUAUGCUGACAUCUCGAAUCCACAUGCAUAUCAAGAUUCCCAGAAUUCUAAUGUGGAUCAUUCUUUCCCUCAGGAUAGCUAUGCUGACAUCUCAAAUGGUAAUUAUAUAGAACUUAAUGACUUUGAGAAUUGUGAUUCUUCUCUUUCGUUUGAUAGUGUAUACAACAAUGGUGGUCCUGGAAUCCAAUUACGACCUCGCAGUCCAGCAUUACAUAGUUAUCAGCAAGAUGUGUCAUCUGAAGAUACAUCCAAAAGAAGAGUUCGCAUGCAGGUGCAUAAGAUGGAAGCUUUAGCAGGACCAAAUGAAAAAUAUGUAGCAACCACAAACAUCCAUUAUGCAUCAAGUUGUUUGGGUGAGAAUCAGAUUGGUUCCAUGUAUGACCCACAAAUUCAGCAACUGUUGUUAGAUACUUGCGGUGAGCAUGAACACAAUUUAGAGAUUGAAAAUUCUGCAACUGGAAAUGAAGUGAUCAAUUGGAGGGAUGAGUCUUCUUGGUGUCAAGAACACGAGGUUAUAGAUCCUGCAAAUUUCAGUUCAGUUUUUAAUUAUGCUGACAUCCUUGUCAGUCACAGCUUAUUACCAACCUCUCUACAACCAUCUGCAGUUUUGAACGUGGAACCUUCAGAAACUAUUGAGAUGUCACCUAAUACAUUUGAUACAGGCGUGAAACAUGACACCAUUUCUUUGAAUAGAUGCCAGACAUCAUUUCAGGCGUUAUCAUCAUCAAAAUCUGGGACUUCUCCCCCAGUUAUGUCUAUCACAGAGAAGAUAGACAAAUCUAAUAUAAGUGAACAUGCUUGCUUUGAAGGAUGUGUUGUGGAGUCAGAUAAGUUAUCAGUUAUAGAGCUUCUCCACAAAAGUGUAAAUUCAGUAUCUGAAAACCCUAAAGCGCUGCUGUCUCAAGCAGCAUGCUUGGGUGAGAACUCAACAUUUGUAGGAUCCCUACCUAAUUCAGGAACUCUUUCCUUGGUUCAGUUAGAGGAGAAGUCAUCAGCACUAAAUUCAUCAGAGGGAAAAUUACCGACAUCACCUAACGAAGGCUCAAGACCUUCUAAUAUACUAAUAAAGUUUUUGGGCAGUAUUCCUGGAAGUCCGGCUUCCGCAAUGGAGCUCCCAGCUACUUUGAAAUCUGACAAGCACACUCUUGGCCUACAGGAUACAAGUAAUUCUGGGUCAUCCAGUAACACAGCCAAUAGUGAUUAUGUUCCUUCCUCGAUGCUGAAAAAAGUGUCCUCCAAAGGAAUUUUUGAAUAUCCUAGAUUGGAUACAGCCUCAUCUGAAUUGAGAGCCAGAUCUGUUCAAGAAUCCAACAUUGUGGCGGGCGGUAAAGAUAAGAGGAGGGAAGCUGGUGAAGAUUCUGCUGGUCCAAGUCCUAGUUCGGUGCAGCCAAGAGGUCUCUCGGGUUUAUUCUCUCAACUUAGUAAGAGGAUUUCACUGAGAGGUUCGCAUGGCGGUGUUGUGCUAACAUGCCUUUUUGGUACGGCAUUUUUAUUUUUAUUUUUCUUGCUGUCAAGCAUCUUGGGCAUCUUUGCAAGCACUUAUUCUGCUGUUGCAGUUUAGCAAAUCUCUAUUUAAAUCUAGGGCAUACAUUACCUGGCUGCAGGAAUCUAUUAUCAGCUGGGAAUUCUCCCAGUGGCGGCUACACUCUGAUUUUGCUUUAUGAUGAAAUAUGUUAAUUCCAUAUGCUUAUCAAUCGAACUCUAGUAUUUCUAUAAAAUUUAAAAUACUGAAGUAGCUAUGUGCUCUCUUUUUGUACCUCUAAUACAUUCCUUAAUGGUUAAAUGCUCUAGUGUAGGUGUUACA